CCGGGAGGCUCCACCGGGGCCUCAUCGCCGGGCCCGGCCCGGGCCCCCCGGCCCCCCCCGCCCCCGGGGCCCAGCUCACCGCCCCCACACCCGCCGUGUGUCCUCUGCGGGUGCCCCCCGGGACACCGCCAUGGGUGACCAAAUGCAGUUCAUUGUCGAGAAGCUCAAUCAGGAGCCCUUCAGGAAGAACUACAACUUAAUCUCGUUUGACUCCCUGGAGUCGGUGCAGCUGCUGCAGCUGCUCAAUGAUGUUCUGGGCGAGAUUGACCCGAAGCAUGCUGUUGACAUUAGAGAGGAGCUGCCAGAACAAACAGCUAAAAGAAUGCUGAGUCUCCUUGGAAUUCUCAAAUACAAACCUCCAGGGAAUGUGUCAGACCUAAGUGCUUUUCGCCAGGGGUUGGUCACUGGGAGCAAACCUGUCAUUCAUCCUCUCUUACACUGGCUUCUGCAGAGGACCAAUGAACUCAAGAAAAGAGCUUACCUGGCACGUUUCUUAGUGAAACUGGAAGUGCCAGCAGAGUUUCUCCAGGAUGAUACUGUGGCUGACAUCAACAAACAGUAUGAAGAACUCAUGGAAGCAUUUAAAAACCUGCAUAAGGAGUACGAGCAGCUCAAAAUAUCUGGUUUAUCCACUGCAGAGAUAAGAAGGGACAUCAGUGCAAUGGAAGAGGAGAAAGAUCAACUGGUCAAAAGAGUAGAGCGUCUCAAGAAGAGGGUGGAGACAGUACAAAAUCAUCAACGGAUGCUUGAAAUAGCAAGACAGCUCCGCUUGGAAAAAGAGAGAGAAGAAUCUCUGGCUCAACAGAAACAAGAACAAAAAAGUCAGUUGUUCCACGCAGAGCAGAGGCUGCAGAGAGCCCAGCUCCAGCUGAAGGAGAUGCAGGAUGCAGUAGCUGAUUCAAAACCUGAAAGUUUAAUGAAGAAACUGGAAGAGGAGAUAAAUUUCAAUUCCUACCUGGUUACUGAAAAAAUGCCCAGAGAGCUUGAGAGUAAAAAGGCCUCAGUGUAUCUCCUGCAGAAGGUGGUUGCAGAGCCAGCCAUGACUCAGUCUGAUCUCACUGCCCUGCAAAGUGAGAUAAAUGAAGUCAAUGCACAAAUGAAUCAGCUUACUGAGAAAAGAAUGAUGAAGUAUGAGCCAACAGAUAGUAAAUUUUCCAUGUAUCGCCAGCAGGCAUCCAUAAUUUCCCGGAAAAAGGAAGCCAAGGCAGAAGAACUCCAGGCUGCCAAGGAGGAGAUGUCCAGGCUGGAGAGGCAGGUGCAGCAGAGGAGCAGUCAGGCCCACGAGCUGGAAGGCUCUGAAAUCCUGACAGAGGAUGAGCUCAAGCAGUACGUUAAUAAGCUCCGGAGCAAGAACACACUUUAUAAAAAGAAGCGCCUGGAAAUAGCAGAAAUUACAGCUGAGUAUGGAAUCCUCCAGAGGACAGAGGAGCUUCUGAAGCAGCGCCACGAGGCCAUUCAGCAGCAGUUGCAAGUGAUUGAAGAGAAAAAAGGCAUUUCUGGAUACAGUUACACCCAGGAGGAGCUGGAAAGAGUCUCUGCAGUGAAGAGUGAAAUGGAUGAAAUGAAAGGCCAGACAUUAGAUAAUAUGUCUGAAAUGGUAAAGAAGCUGAAUGCAGUGGUGGCAGAGAAGAAGGCAAGCCUUGCUCCUGUCAUCAAAGAGCUCAGGCAGCUGCGUCAGAAGUGCCAGGAACUAACUCAAGAAUGUGAUGAAAAGAAAAUCCAGUACGACAGUUGUGCGGCCGGGCUGGAGAGCAAUCGCUCGGCCCUGGAACAGGAAGUGAAAGGGCUCCUCGAGGCGUGUGCCCAGGAAGAGAGCAACUACCGUUACAUUCACUGCAUGAAAAGGACCCUGGAGGUCCAGCUGCAGCGGGCUAAGGAAGAAAUGAAGGCCUAUGUGUCCCCAGACCCCCAGGAGCGACGGAAGGCGAUCCGAGAACAGUAUACACGGAUGAUCCUUGAACAAGAAAACCUUGGGAAGAAAUUACGAGAGAAGCAGAAGGUUGUACGGGAAAGCCACGGGCCAAAUAUGAAGCAAAGGAAAAUGUGGCAGGACUUUGAGCAGUUAAUGGAAUGUAAAAGAGAAUGUUUUCAGAAACAACAAAAUCAAGCAGCCAUUGGUCAGGUCAUUCAGGAAGGAGGUAAAGACAGGCUUGUGUUAUGAAUUCUUCCUCCCAAUACCUACAUGAAGUGGCUGUGUUGGCUUCUGAACGGAAAAAUCUUACUAAAUCCUGUUGCUUUCAUCAGUUCUACAAUUUUUGUACAGUAUUUGGUUUUGGUGGAUAAACAAAGAGAGCAACAGACCCGUCUGUGAAGCUUCUCCUCCACUGUUUCAGUGACCACGUGCUGUGGUUGGAAGGUCUGUUGGAAGAGCUGCACUGGGGUGAAGCUCCUCGUAAAUCCAUGGUUUAUGAGGCUGGGAAGGGCAUCUGCAGAGAGAUCAAAGAGAAACAAAUCCUUCUCUAGGGUCAGGGAAAACAUACGUAAUUGCUCUGCCUCUCAUUCUCUAUCGCUAAGGUUACAUUUUCACAAGGCCUGGGGCUUGAUAUUGUAUAAUUGUGGCCCUCCUGGCUUGGCCCUCUCCUUCCCUAUUGUCCUUCUCCAUGCAGUGUGACUGCAGGAGCUGCACAGCCCUGGCCUCACAGCCCUGCUCAGACUUUCCUGGUCAUACUUCCCUUGCACGGUUCAGUUCAGCUGAUUGUGCUUCCAGGAGACACUUCAUUGCUGCAGCGUCAGGAGUCGCUUUGGAGAACAAUCACUUGGAUUCUGAGCUUUUUCCAUUAUCUUUUGUUGUUGAUUUUAACAGAAGCAUUUUUCUUGCACAUUUACCUCCUUUAUUUUACUUUUUUCUGAGCAGCCCAUGUGAAAAACGGAGGUCAACUAAAUCUUUCCCCUGUGAGGAUGUUUUGAGCUGCUUUGUGUGCACAGGGUGGUUCCAAAGGGAUUACACACCCAAAGAGGGUCAUCUCCUCCCUCUCUUUUGGCUUGCUGGAUUUCUAGAUAGGUUGGUGGGGUUUUUUAUAGUUUUUCUUGCCUGAAGUAGGAUGUCUUUUCAGGAUAUAAAAAAAAUAUUUUUGCUUUCUUUGAUACCUAACUGCGAGAUCUUCUGCUGGUUUCUAUAUCCAGAGAGAGUAUGGUAAUUAUAGAGUUCCUAGUUUGUCUUUGCAUUAAAUACAUUUGUUAACAGGACUAAAAUAAAAGCUGGCAAAACUA
This is a messenger RNA of Chiroxiphia lanceolata (lance-tailed manakin), 3210 nucleotides long. RefSeq names its product intraflagellar transport 81 (gene IFT81). Gene Ontology annotation, molecular function: tubulin binding. Lineage: Eukaryota; Metazoa; Chordata; Aves; Passeriformes; Pipridae. Gene Ontology annotation, cellular component: intraciliary transport particle B; cilium; centrosome. Gene Ontology annotation, biological process: intraciliary transport; cilium assembly. Bases 131 to 2161 code for a protein of 676 amino acids. The record is from RefSeq and is a predicted model, not a curated record. The transcript is spliced from 18 exons.